GCGUCAGCCCUGCGCGGCGGGCGGGGAGGGGACGGGAGCCUCGGCGCUGCCGCGGCGGGAGAGAUACCGGUGGGGCCGGCAGCGGCGGCUCCUCACGGGAACAAAGCGGGGGCGGCGCAGCCUCUCCGGCCCGCUGCGGCGCCAUACGAGCAUGGUCAGAAAAGGAAUGGAUGUAACAUGAUAUCCUUGGAGCGCUCAAAACACACAAAUUCUGUGAAGGUUUGUUUUUUGGUUAAGUGAUACGAAGAAAAUGGAUGAAUCAGCUUUGCUGGAUCUGUUGGAGUGUCCCGUCUGUUUAGAACGCCUUGAUGCUUCUGCAAAAGUCUUGCCUUGUCAACACACGUUUUGUAAACGCUGUCUCCUGGGCAUUGUGAGCUCUCGAAAUGAACUUCGAUGCCCAGAGUGCAGGACUCUAGUGGACUGUGGUGUUGAUGAACUUCCCAGUAAUAUUUUGCUUGUCAGACUACUGGAUGGCAUCAAACAGAGGCCUCGAAAACCCAGUGCUGGUGGUGGGACUGGUAGCACAAAUGCUUUAAGGGUCCCCAUCAAUACUGUAGCUAACUGCGGAUCGAAGGACCUGCAGAGCUCUCAAGUUGGACAGCAGCAAAGGGUGCAAGCACGGAGCCCUCCUGUUAGGGGUGUACCUCAGUUACCAUGUGCCAAAGCAUUGUAUAACUACGAGGGAAAAGAACCUGGAGAUCUUAAAUUCAGUAAAGGAGACAUCAUCAUUUUGCGUCGACAGGUGGAUGAAAAUUGGUAUCAUGGAGAAGUCAAUGGCAUCCAUGGCUUUUUUCCUACCAAUUUUGUUCAGAUUAUUAAACCUUUACCUCAACCGCCGCCACAGUGCAAAGCACUUUAUGACUUUGAAGUAAAAGACAAGGAAGCAGAUAAAGACUGUUUACCAUUUGCAAAGGAUGAUGUUCUGACUGUAAUUCGCCGCGUGGAUGAAAACUGGGCAGAAGGAAUGCUGGCUGACAAGAUAGGAAUAUUUCCAAUUUCAUAUGUUGAGUUUAACACAGCAGCCAAACAGCUGAUAGAAUUGGAUAAGCCCUCAGGUUCUGCUGGUGACUCUGGAGAAGGUACCUCUGGGGCAGCCCACAACAAUUCAACCCAAAAGCACACCGAUACUAAGAAAAACACCAAAAAACGGCACUCUUUUACCUCCCUCACUAUGUCCAACAAGUCUUCACAAUCUUCUCAGAAUCGCCACUCAAUGGAAAUUAGUCCUCCUGUCCUCAUCAGCUCCAGCAACCCAACUGCAGCAGCCCGCAUAAGUGAGCUGACAGGACUUUCCUGUAGUGCCCCCUCUCAGGUUCAUAUCGGUACUACGGGGCUAAUUGUGACUCCACCCCCUAGCAGCCCAGUCACAACAGGGCCUUCAUUUACCUUCCCAUCAGAAGUUACCUACCAAGCUGCUCUUGGUAAUAUGAAUCCCCCACUUCCGCCACCACCUCUCUUGUCUGCUGCAAUCAUUGCAUCGGCCUCUUCUGGACCUCAGUCUGCAGGUGUAAUACAAAGGCCUACAUCAGGAUCAAUUGACCAAAUGGCACAUUUACGACCACAAAGUCGUCCAAGUGUGUAUAUUGCUAUAUACCCUUACACUCCUCGAAAAGAAGAUGAACUGGAACUGCGGAAGGGAGAAAUGUUCUUAGUGUUUGAACGCUGUCAAGAUGGCUGGUUCAAGGGAACUUCCAUGCAUACAAGCAAGAUUGGUGUUUUUCCUGGAAAUUAUGUGGCUCCAGUUACAAGGACAGUGACAAGUGCGUCACAAACAAAAGUUCCCAUGUCUACCGCUGGCCAAAUGGGACGAGUGGUAACUAUGGUCAGCCCUUCCACGGCUAGUGGAACAUCCCAGAAGCUCCAGGGGAAUGGUGUGGCAGUGAACUCCAGCACAGUACCCACAGCUGUUGUUUCUGCAGCGCAUAUCCAAACUAGUCCACAAACCAAGGUCCUUAUGCACGUGACAGGACAAAUGACAGUCAACCAGGCUCGCAAUGCAGUUAGAACAGUUGCUGCACACAGUCAAGAAAGACCUACGGCAGCAGUCACACCCAUACAAGCACAGAGUCCAACAUGCCUUAUUCCUGCAGCUGUGAUCAUUCCCCACCACUCUGUUGCCUCCCAGCAGCUCCAGCCCCAGCUCCCAAAUACUGCUGCUUAUGUCACGGCUGUGAAUGUGAACCGUUCAACCAUCCCGCUGGCAUGUGCAGCAGCUUCUUUGAAUUCUUCCAACAUUGCUGCUUCAUCUUUGGAGGGAGAUAUUAGUGGAAGAACUGUAAACACUCACCCUGGAGCUCCUGCAUCUCCAGAGAGUGCUUUAGCAGCUGGUGGAAAUGCUGCUGUCAGUAAAGUAGACAAGGAUGGCAAGAAAGAAAAAAAAGGUUUGCUGAAACUGCUUUCUGGAGCAUCCACGAAACGCAAGCCCCGAUUGUCACCUCCAGCAUCACCAACACUGGAGGCUGAGCAAGCAGCUGCAGAAUUAGCCCUGCAAGGUGCAGUUGGGCCAGAGCUUCCAUCAGCAGGUGGUCACAGCAAAACUGGAUCCUGUCCCACUGACAGCGAGGUCUCUGGGCUGGCACAGGAGACGCUGCAUUGGAAAACAAGUUCCUUGGAUUCCUCUAUUCCAAUAGUGCCGCCACCUCGGCAGCCUUGCUCAUCCCUGGGUCCAGUCCUGAAUGAAUCCAGGCCUCUUGUCUGUGAAAGGUACAGGGUUGUGGUAUCCUAUCCUCCUCAGAGUGAAGCAGAACUUGAACUGAAGGAAGGUGACAUUGUUUUUGUACACAAAAAACGUGAGGAUGGCUGGUUCAAAGGCACUCUGCAACGAAAUGGAAAAACUGGCCUUUUCCCUGGCAGCUUUGUAGAGAACAUUUGAGAAGAUUCAUUCCAAGAGCUUCAAAUCAUACUGUACUGUAAAAUAGCACAAAUAUUUUACCAGAAAAAGCACAGUCAUGAAAUAUUUUCAAAUGACUGUAAUGUAAACAAAAAUCUACAUAUUUUUACAGUGUCUAUAGCACAAUUACACCAGCGAACAAAGAAGAUGAAAGCAUCUGCUGGUUUUAUCACUUUGGAUUCUUAAUUGUGAUGUGUGCCUUGUACUGUCUGAUUUAUUAUAUAGAGGAACUUUUUUCCCCCCAAGUAUGUUACAUAAAUGAACAAUUGUUUACAAGGCUGUAACUAAUUUAUUCUUGUUUUUUUAAACUUGAAUUUUGUG
This is a messenger RNA of Grus americana (Whooping crane), 3211 nucleotides long. It is a transcript of the gene SH3RF1, whose product is annotated as SH3 domain containing ring finger 1. The record is from RefSeq and is a predicted model, not a curated record. Gene Ontology annotation, molecular function: metal ion binding; protein binding. The coding region runs from base 251 to 2872 and encodes 873 amino acids. Lineage: Eukaryota; Metazoa; Chordata; Aves; Gruiformes; Gruidae. The transcript has 12 exons.